AUGUAUCUUUGGAAGAUCAUGAGGAGUUUUCCCUGGAACAAAAGCAAUCAGAGCAAGAAAAGAGUCCAGCUUUCCAAGGAGCACUGGCCACCCUCCACUGUCUCUAUGAGCGAAGGACCAGAGGACAUGCAGCUGCUGGGUCAUCUGGCUGCCCCAGAACGGGCAGGACACAGAGUCACUCCCUCAGAGAAGCAGCGUAGCACGGCUUUUCCAGAGACACACUGGGGCAGGCAAGGUGCUAGGCAGAAUUUUGAGGAUGGUUUCAGACGGAGGCAAGAAGGUCUCCAGCUCUGCUUCAGAAAUUACAGGACAAACAACAGGGAAUUGUCUAUUCCAUGUGGACGCCUCAUAAACAAAAAUGAGAAACACGAUGAGAAACUGGUAAUGUUCACCAAUCAGUCUGAAGAUUCUGAAAGAUGUGAAAGCAUGGAGCUGGACAAUAAAAUCCGGGAUCUGAUUGAGAGAAAUGCUUCUCCUGAUCCAAAAGGGGUCACCCCAGAGGCCCCACCAAGUCACAGAAAUUCAUGUUCUCCAAAGACUCCAGAGAAAACAGCUUCCAUAGCACAUUUUGUGCAGGACACAUUGAGAAUGAGUGCUGCAGAAAGUUCUACGGAGCAUGCAGAGUGUUCUCAAUCAUCCAGAAGAAAGAACUUGACAAAUUCUCUUGAACCAAAGAUAAGGUACUUGGAAAAACAGAGAAAAGAGCUCCUGGAAGUUAACCAGCAAUGGUAUCGGCAAUUUAGAAGUAUGAAAGACUUAUAUGAAAGACAGGUCGCGGAGCUGAAAACGAAACUGGACGCCGCCGAAAGAUGCCUCAGCACACAGGAGAGGGAGCGACAUCAGAGUCAGAGAGCGAGCGACCCGCAGCGCCACCCGACCCGGGACCCGCGGCAGCGGGAAGAGAAGGAAAAGGAAAGCCUAAAUGAAGAAUUACAUGAAUUGAAGAAAGAGAAUAAGCUGUUGAAGGAAAAAAAUGAUCUCGUGAACAAGAAGAAGGAAUAUUAUGAAUGUGAAAUAAAACGCCUCAAUAAGGCUCUUCAGGAUGCCCUGAAAAUCGAGUGUUCUUCAUUUUCUGAGGACUGUUGGGGGAGGUGUAAAGUGGAGUGCAGCCAUGAGGAGAUGAGAACAGAAAUGGAAGUUCUCAAACAGCAGGUGCAAAUAUACGAAGAAGACUUCAAAAAGGAGCGAUCAGAUCGAGAAAGACUUAAUCAAGAGAAAGAGGAACUACAGCAAAUUAAUCAAACUUCUCAAUCCCAGUUGAACAAGCUAAGUUCUCAGAUAAAAACUUGUCAGAUGGAGAAAGAAAAACUAGAAAAGCAAUUAAAACAGAUGUGUUUUCCAACCUGCCACUGCAACUUGGUUUUCCCCCUGCGGGAUGCACAGGUAGCAACAGGCCUUGGGGCUGUGCAGGAUCAACAGGAGCACACACCAGACUAUCAGUGGUAUGCUCUUGACCAGCUUCCGCCAGAUGUACAGCACAAGGCAAAUGGGCUUCCCAAUGUGCUUGACAUCACUGAGAAUUUUUUGCUGGGAGAAUCCACGUUACUAACUGAUGUUCCCGGGUCUGCUCUUUGCCGGCGCGCGUGUGCUCAGAUGGCCUCGAGGCCCCUUCUGCAGCUCGGGGGCCCCUUGCGUGCAGCCGUGGGACGGCGACCCCCGUGCCUCAGCCACACACGCUCCAGCCCCCUCCGCCCAGAGCCGCCUCUGCGGGCGGGAGCACCGCUGGCUGAAGCGGAAGAAAAAGGGAGCACGGAGUCAAAAGAAGACAGCCUUUCUCUUGAUGUCCCCCCUGAAAUCCAGCUCGUAGGGGUGCCUAAAAGAAAGAGGACGCGGCACCUCCCGGGGACAGGCAGGCUCUGA
Cynocephalus volans (Philippine flying lemur) is the source of this 1860-nucleotide messenger RNA. RefSeq names its product TNFAIP3 interacting protein 3 (gene TNIP3). The record is from RefSeq and is a predicted model, not a curated record. The transcript has 14 exons. NCBI's taxonomy places the organism in Eukaryota, Metazoa, Chordata, Mammalia, Dermoptera, Cynocephalidae. Gene Ontology annotation, biological process: regulation of transcription by RNA polymerase II; cellular response to lipopolysaccharide. Bases 1 to 1860 code for a protein of 619 amino acids.